AUGUUCAGCUCAACUUGGGAUUUUUUGGGCUUCACCCAGAGUGCCUACACGACCUCAGAGCAGCUCAGAUGGGAGGGAAGGAGUGCGGUCCACCGGACCGUCGGAGUUACAAAAUACACGACAGAACACUCCCUACAACGUCUGGUGCAAUUGAAGUCGAACUACAUCAACGAGGACGACCCUUCCUUGUCAAGUUUCCUACAAGCAUCCCUGUUUUCACGUCUCCAAUCUGCCCUACCUCCCAAUAUUGUCGCAACUGUAAACAACACGACUCCCGAGUCUCUUAAGCAUGUUACGGACAACGUCGAUUUUGCUGGCAUACGCUCAAACCUCCUUACAGAAUUCCAGCGCGUCCAAGGUGUCACAUGCGCCCAGGCUGAGGAAUACGUGCACAAAAGCCACAUUUCCCCGCUGUGUUUCACACUCCGACGGUCCGGCGGGCCGCUCACUCUCCACAACGGAUGGGCACGAGACUAG
Molecule: messenger RNA, 477 nt
Organism: Laccaria bicolor S238N-H82
Lineage: Eukaryota; Fungi; Basidiomycota; Agaricomycetes; Agaricales; Hydnangiaceae
Exons: 6
Coding region: 1-477 (158 amino acids)
Source: RefSeq, a predicted model, not a curated record